Molecule: messenger RNA, 1458 nt
Organism: Mucor velutinosus
Lineage: Eukaryota; Fungi; Mucoromycota; Mucoromycetes; Mucorales; Mucoraceae
Exons: 5
Coding region: 1-1458 (485 amino acids)
Biological process (GO): proteolysis
Cellular component (GO): fungal-type vacuole
Molecular function (GO): serine-type carboxypeptidase activity
Source: RefSeq, a predicted model, not a curated record
AUGUUGUUCAACAAGAAAUUCGUAUCUAUAACAGCAAGCUUCUUUCUUGCUGCCAGUGCUUCAGUAGACGCAUAUCAAUUCUCGCCUCAGGUUGCAUUGCAAAAUGCCCGCUAUGAAAGCCAAGGAUUUCGCAUUUUGAGCAGUGAGCAUGUCGAUAACUACUCGAUUAGAAUCAAGCAACCCAAAUCAUGCGAAAGUGGUGUCCAGUACUCUGGCUACAUUGACAAACAUGAUUCCAACGAUCAUUUCUUCUUCUACUUUUUCGAAUCACGAACAGACCCUGAAAAUGACCCUACUGUCUUGUGGUUGAACGGUGGACCUGGCUGCUCUUCCAUGAUGGGAUUAUGGAUGGAAUUGGGUCCCUGUCAAGUCAACGAACACGGCAACGGUACCAUCAGAAACCCGUACAGUUGGAAUACUGCCGCCAAUAUUGUAUUUUUGGACCAGCCUGUGAACGUAAGCUACAGUUAUGGUGAUACCAAAGUACGAAACACAGAGGAGUCCGCUCGGGAUGUUUAUGCAUUCUUGCAACUCUUCUUUGCCGAAUACACUCAAUAUGCCAGCAAUCCGUUCCAUAUCUCUGGUGAAUCCUACGGCGGACACUACUUGCCUGCUAUCUCUACCGAGAUCAUUCGCAACAACAAGGUAGCCAAAGAAAAGAAUUUGAUUGAAAUCAACUACGAGUCCAUGUUGAUUGGCAAUGGCUGGACUGAUCCUCGUACACAAUUUAAAGAGUAUGCUUCUUAUGGCUGUGCCAAUGACAGUGCUCUUUACAAGCCCCUGUUUGAUGAAAAGACCUGUGACAAGAUGGUGAAUUCCUAUGCUCGUUGUCGCCAGUUGCAAGAUGCUUGUUACAAAAUGCCUAGCUCGAUUACCUGUGUACCCGCUGGUCUUUACUGUGAGAAAACACAAACAGGUGCUUUCGACAAGACGGGUUUGAAUCUCUAUGAUAUUCGUAAAAAAUGCGAGGGCGACUCUGGAUUAUGCUAUGAUUUGAUCGAAUCCAUUCAAGUAUAUGCCAAUAGAGAGGAGGUCAGAGAAUCGCUUGGCGUGGAUGAAAAGGCUGGAAAAUACACAGGCUGCAGUGAUUCAGUGGGUUACAGAUUUUAUCAAACGGGCGAUGGCUCAAAAGAUUACAGUGGACAUGUUGCAGAGACAUUGGAAGCCGGUGUUCGUGUGUUGCUCUACGUCGGUGAUAUGGAUUGGAUCUGUAACUGGAUGGGCAACUUGGCUUGGAGUUUGGAGAUGGAAUGGGCUGGAAAACAGGGCUACAACGACGCUCCCAAGGAAAAAUGGUUCAGUGAUCUUACUGGAAACCAUGCUGGUGAUGUUCGCACAUUUGAUAAAUUGACCUUUUUGCGAAUCUUUGAUGCUGGGCACAUGGUUCCUUAUGAUCAGCCAGAGAACGCCCUGGAUUUCUUUAACAAAUGGCUCACUAACAGCUCAUUAAUAAACUAA